AUGAAUGACUUCCGGUUUAUCGGCGGUCGUUUGUCAUGUGCAGUGUGAAGGCGGCUUACUCCAUUUUCAUAUUGAGUGUGUCUGUGUGUCUACUGUGUGAAAAUGUGUGAAUUUUUAGUUGUGUUAUGAUUCUCUGAAGGAACAUUGCAACAGAUUAUAUCCAGUUUAUGUAACAAAUCUGGCAAUAGAGACUCUAGGAUACUGCAGAAUCCCUGGGUGGUUUUAAAUCCCACCUUAAAAUUAUUUCUUUUUAGGGUAGCUUUUAUGUGAUUACUUUGUUUGUUAUUUAUUGGCUUUUUAUUUUUGUAUGGUUAGAUUUAGUGCCUGUAAUGUUAUGUGUAUCUUUUAAUUUCAUGUCAAGCGCUUUGAAAUGCUACUUUUAAAGGCGCUAUACAAAAUAUUUUUUUUUAUUCUUAUUAUUAGUUUAUUCUUUAGUGUACCAUUCAAAUGCUUUACUGCUCUUCUGCUCUCAAGGUGGUAUUUGCAAUUUUGUCUUAGGUCUAUGUCCAAAUAUAUUGAAGUGCUUUAUGUACAAAGGGAGUCCCAUUUGUGACGGAAUCGCCAUGGAUUAGUUUAAACCACAACAUUUCAGCACCACGGAGAGCGGCACUAUGUGGCGGCAGAAGCGCCGGCAAUUCAGCACCACAGUAUUUAACCUGUAAUUAAUAAACGACCUGUUACAGACGAAAAGCAAUGAAAAAAAAAUCCUCAUAUUAAUAUAUAUUCUAUAUUAUGAACAGUUCUGAACAAUUACACAAUGCCUGCUUAAUAUAAUCUAAAAGCCAUCCAUUCAUCAGCCAUAAGUCGCAUCAAGCUCCAUUAGACUGAACCAUAAAAAAGUUUUUCAAACAGAUUUUUUCUAGCACAUUAAACAUUUUGGCUUAAUUUUUAAUCAUGUUUAAAAUCGAUGUUCAGCAAGGUUACAGAAAAUCACAAAAAGAAAGCUUCUGUAGAAAAAAAGUGUGACUGAAGAAAAGGUAUCACGUGAUUCAAAACGAAACUGAAAGUGCUGACUCAGACAAAGAAGCUUCUAGGGUCGUCUUAUUAAGAAAAUUAUAAACUGAAAAAUGAGGAUUAUGCUGUGGUGUUUGACUCUAAUUCUUUUCAGCUUUAUCGAAUCUCGAUCAGAGCGUUUACAGGUGGUUGGUCCAGAAGAGCCUCUUGAUGCUGUGGUUGGAGAAGAUCUGGUUCUGCCCUGUUUUAUCAAACCCAACACCAGCGCUGUGGAAAUGACAGUGGAGUGGUUCAAACUCUAUGUAGAAGACUCAUUAGUGCAUCUCUAUAGGGAUCAUGAAGACAAAAAUGAAGGUCAGGCUCAAUCCUAUAGAGGAAGAACAUCACUGUUUAAAGAGGAGCUACAGAAAGGCAACGCUUCCCUCAAACUCUCUGAUCUCAGAGUCUCUGAUGAAGGAAAAUAUAAGUGUCUUGUUGAGGACAAAUCCUGGUCCGAUGACAUCACUGUGAAUGUCAUUGUAGAGGCUCAGGGAAGCAACCCAGUGAUAACGAUGGAGAGUUAUGAUAACUCAGGAGGGAUUAAUCUAGUGUGUGAGUCCAGAGGCUGGAAACCUGAACCUGAUGUUCUGUGGCUGGACAGAGAAGGAGUCACUCUGACUGCUGAAGAUACACAGAUACACAGAGACACUGAGCUCUUCAGUGUGAAAAGCCACAUCACUGUUUAUGAUUAUAGCGACUCUAACAGGUUUUACUGCAGACUUCAGCAACAACAUCACAUGAUGGAGACAGACAUUAUCAUCAAUAGUAAAAUCUUUGAUGCUUGGAAGUGGAUUGUUGGGAUUUCAGUUUCAGCAUGUCUUAUUGCUGUUGGAUUGAUCAUAACUGCAAUUGUUUGCAAUUAUCACAAGGAAGAGAUAAAGAAGAAGAAGCAGUCCAAAGAGAUGCGGAGACAGAUUCUGGAAGCUGAACUGCAGAGACUGAGUGUGGAAUAUGAGUUGUUAAAGAAGAAGCAGUAUUCAGUGGAUGUGACUCUGGAUCCUGAUACAGCUCAUCCCGAUCUCAUCCUGUCUGCUGAUGGAAAACAUGUGAGAGAUGGAGACACACGACAGGAUCUCCCUGAUACACCACAGAGGUUUAAUACAUGUCCAUGUGUUCUGGGAAAGCGGAGUUUCUCCUCAGGGAGAUUUUAUUAUGAGGUGCAGGUCAGAGGGAAAACUGACUGGUCAUUAGGUGUUGCGAGAGAGAACAUUAACAGGAAGGGGGGGAUUACACUGAAUCCUCAGAAUGGAUUCUGGACUGUGGUACUGAGGAAUAACAAUCAGUAUGAGGCUUAUGCUGAUAUUGAUGUCGCCCUCACACUGAGAGAGAAGGUGGAGGUUGUGGGGGUGUUUGUGGAUUAUGAGGAGGGUCUGGUCUCCUUUUAUGAUGUGAAGUCCAGCUCCAAUAUCUACUCUUUCACUGGUCAGUCUUUCAAUGAGAAACUCUAUCCAUACUUCAGUCCUGGUUUAAAUGAUGGAGGUAAAAAUUCAGCACCACUGAUCAUCUCUCCUGUAUGUAGCGUCUGGUACAGGUCAUUUUAGAUUUCAUGUCCCAGGCACCCUAAAUUUCAACAUCUACUCCCCAAUUAACCGAUGACCACUCGGUUUUACGAUUUUAUCGAGGGCUAUGCUCCACAACGUCACACACCCACAACUGGCUCCAGAAUGUCUGGAGCCUACACAAAGACCAAAUAACCCCAUGCAGCUUCUCUGAUUGAACUCAGAGGGGCCCUCAACACAAAACACACACACCCACAA
Messenger RNA from Tachysurus fulvidraco (yellow catfish), 2750 nucleotides. RefSeq names its product butyrophilin subfamily 1 member A1-like. Gene Ontology annotation, molecular function: protein binding. The coding region runs from base 1068 to 2534 and encodes 488 amino acids. The record is from RefSeq and is a predicted model, not a curated record. The transcript has 10 exons. NCBI's taxonomy places the organism in Eukaryota, Metazoa, Chordata, Actinopteri, Siluriformes, Bagridae.